This is a messenger RNA of Cottoperca gobio, 3985 nucleotides long. RefSeq names its product signal recognition particle 68 (gene srp68). Gene Ontology annotation, cellular component: signal recognition particle, endoplasmic reticulum targeting. Gene Ontology annotation, biological process: SRP-dependent cotranslational protein targeting to membrane. Gene Ontology annotation, molecular function: signal recognition particle binding; 7S RNA binding; endoplasmic reticulum signal sequence receptor activity. Bases 595 to 2373 code for a protein of 592 amino acids. The record is from RefSeq and is a predicted model, not a curated record. The transcript is spliced from 16 exons. Lineage: Eukaryota; Metazoa; Chordata; Actinopteri; Perciformes; Bovichtidae.
UUUUUCUUGUCUUGUUUCUUAGUCUCACCUCAAGGUCCAUUUUGUGGCUGUUCAUGAGCUUCCUAACAUAUUACACUAUCUUCAUCAUAUUUCACAUGUAUCUUUAAACUGUGCGACAGGGACUUUGAAUUGGGAGGAAAAUGGGUAACAUAUGCAUCUACAGUCACACCAGGACCACAAAGAUGGUUCCUCAUAUAUAUAUAUGAUGCUUCAUUGUGGUUUAUCAUGUCAUUGUUACUAUUUUCUCCCUUGAUUUGCUCCUGUGCUGUUAUUUAUUAUGACUGAGUGUUAUGUCAUUAUAGUUGAUAAUAUGCUUAUGAGUGCUAUCAGUGUUCUGUGAUAUAUUGUCUUAUUGGGGAUUUUGUUAUACAACAGUUGCAGGCGUUAAAGGGCAUGCCUUAAUCUAAAAAAGUAUACAUUUCUCAGUGGGAAGUCUGCAAAUCUGCUCAAUUGAAUGGACGUUAAUAUUUAUCAGCUAAAUCUCGCGAGAUUUGGAUGUAGCUUCGCCCCUCCCUGUGCAGUCAUUGGUCCCUCCCUCGUUCUACUUCUGACUGAGCAUGUGUGUAUGUGCCGCUUAGCUGUUAGCAUUUAGAGAUGGCCGCAGACAAGCAAAACGACGCUAAAGUGUCCUCCCUAGAUGAAAAUAAAAAAAAAUCAUCGGAUGGAGGACUUGGACUGGAAAUUUUGCAAAUAAUCAAGGAGUCCCAACAGCAGCAUGGCCUCAGACACGGAGACUACCAGAGAUACAGGGGUUACUGCUCCCGCAGACUGCGUCGCCUGCGCAAGACUCUUGGCUUCAGGAUGGGCAACAGACACAAGUUCAUCGGGAAGAAAAUAACUGUUGAGAUGCUUUCUGACAGCAGGUAUCUGUUGCUAGUUUUGAUGGAGGCAGAGCGCGCAUGGAGUUACGCCAUGCAGCUAAAGCAGGAGGCCAACACAGAGCCACGUAAGCGCUUCCACCUGCUGUCACGACUACGCAAAGCUGCCAAGCACAGCGAGAAGCUAGAGAAGCUCUGUGAGAGUCCCCGUGUCGACGCCAAGACCAAACUUGAGGCACAGGCCUACACUGCAUACCUGACAGGAAUGGUGGAGUUUGAACUGCAGGAGUGGAAGCUUGCCAUGGAGGCCUUCAACAAGUGCAAGACCAUCUAUGAGAAGCUGGCCAGUGCUUUCACUGAGGAGCUGGCAGUUCUGUAUCGCCAGCGUGUGGACGAGAUAUCGCCCAACAUCCGCUACUGUGCCUACAACAUUGGUGACCAAAACGCCAUCAAUGACUUGAUGCAGAUGAGACUGACUGGUGCAGGAGGAGGCAUGAUGGCUGAGAAACUAGAGGCCCUGAUCACUCAGGCAAGAACCAAGCAGGCGGCCACCAUGAGUGAGGUGGAGUGGCGAGGGCGGUCGGUGCCCGUCAAGAUCGACAAGGCCCGCAUCUUCCUGUUGGGUCUGGAAGACAAUGAGGCCGCAAUCGCUCAGACAGCAAACGAGGAGACCAAAGAGCAUCUGUACGAGACGCUGCUGGCCGAGUGCAGGGACACCAUCCAGGCUGUGAGAGAGGAACUCAAGAGUGAGGCGAAGCAGCGAGAGAGGAGCCCUGAAGGUGACAGCGGCAAGGUGUCCAACUUGCAGUUCCUGCACAGUUACCUGACCUACAUCAAGCUGUGUACGUUGGUGAAGAGGAAUGAGAGCAUGGCCCACACUCUGCAGGCUAAACUGAAGGAACCCGAAGCCGACGAGGACAAGAGAGGGCCCCGUCCACAAGACCUCAUCCGCCUCUACGACAUCAUCCUGCAGAGUCUGGCUGAGCUCUCCACCCUACAGGGCCUAGAGGAUGACCACACCUUCCAGAAGGAAGUGUCCCUGAAGACGCUCGUCUACAAGGCCUACAGGUGUUUCUUCAUAGCCCAGUCGUAUGUGCUGGUGAAGAAGUGGAGUGAGGCCCUGGUGCUGUAUGAGAGGGUGCUGAAAUACGCCACGGAGGUCCAAUCUAAGGCCAAGAACCUCAACAACAGCCUCAAGGAUCUCCCUGACGUUCAGGAGCUCAUUGCAGAGGUCAACGCUGAAAAAUACUCUCUUCAAGCUGCUGCUAUUUUAGACACUGAUGAGACUGCUGACGUUUCCUCUCAGCAGCAGGUCAAAGACAACACGCCCCUCUGCAACCGCCUGGAGACCUUCCGCCUCGACCCCACCCUCGUAGGAAAGCAGCCCAAUUUGGUCCAGUUCCCUCCCGACUUCCAGCCAAUCCCCUGCAAGCCCCUGUUCUUUGACCUUGCUCUCAACCACGUGGCCUUCCCUCCCCUGGAUGAGAAGGUGGAGCAAAAGGGAAAGGGCGGCCUCACCGGCUACAUCAAGGGCAUUUUUGGCUUUGGCAGCUAAAUCAAUCUCUAAGGCUUUGGUUUCCACAGGAGAGCCACAAGCUCCACGAGCUCCCCGAGUUUACCACAAACAACCAGACUUGGGUCAGUUGUUAGUUAGAAUAAUUUAAAUUACUUUUAUGUCUUAUUUUUAGUGCCUAAGUGCAAGAUGGGCGGAGUUUUCUGUUCUGGGGAAGGCGAGUCUAAUCUUCCUAGAAAGAUAAUGGAAAAGUAAUCAAAUCAACUUCAAGUAGCAAUAUGACCCAAGUUCACCUGCCACCUUUAGUAAUAACAUCCGGCUGCAGGGGUUCCUAGCAUACAAGCUCCCUCCUUAAUUUGAGCUGCGGAGGUUUUACUUUCAGGUUUUACAGGUGACCAUGCCAUCACCUCUCAGUACAGCCAAGUUGUAAAUCUCACAAUCCUGUCAAUGUUAACUAAGCCACUUAGGCAUCAUCAGUAGUUAUUCUUUUCUUUUUUUAGUGUUUAUGUAAGCGCCUUCAUGUCACUUUCUUUUCUUCAUGUGAGGUGUUUUCACAUCGUUUCUUAAACAUAUAAUUAAGAAUGUGCAGUUUUGUUCUGGCAGCUACUACAAAGUAGUGCUCAUAAAAUACCUUAAAUAUCCUGCGACAAACUGAAGCUGGUUUAUCAGUCAUCAUGGUUUCAGAAGACUUCCGCUGCGUCCUAUUUCUUCCCUCCACCUUUGCUCUGGUCUCUCGUGCUUUAGGAUUCAAAACUUCACCUCAUAAAUUGACGAGUGAGUCGAGAAAAAUUUGGAUAAAGUUUUAGGUGCAUCAACAGGAGGAUGAAAGGCAAAGCCAUUAAUCAAAGUGUGAAAUGUUGUUUUUCCUAAAUGCUGGAUGGUUCAGUGUUUUUAAUGUGUCAACUACAACCUACACGGGUCAUACUGUAUAUGUUGUCCUCUAUGACAUUUGGCACUAAGCUUGCCGUGGUGUUAGAGAAGGGUCCAACGGCUUCAGUCCGUCUUGCUGGAAGCACAAGCCGCAAUUUUGAACACCCCUCAGUGUCUCGUGUUUUCUACAAAAGGGCCUGCUGGCUGAUGACCGUAUGGUACCAGUAGAGCUCUUCAGACUGUAAUUAUUUCAUGUAACGUUUUUAUUUCGGCAAAAUCAAUGUCGUAGGACGGCAGUCGACAUUAAGGAAUGGGGGGAGUUUUUAGCAGCCUUUCAUUCAUUACACCACCACGCCUGUUUGUCCAUCAUAAGUAGGACUAAAAUGUUUAUCACCAAUGACAUGUCUAUGAACUGUGACUAUAACAACCUUUUGUUAUUCAUUGUUUGUCACAAUGUCCACUUCAUUUCCUCUGGUCCUUAAGGGACUGGGUUUGCCUGGUUAAACACUAGCUAGAGGAUUGUUUGUGUCACUCUCCCACUCGAACAUUUAACUGUUUUGCUUACUAAUUUUUAUCAAUGUCUUUGGUUUCAAUUUUUGUUUUUUUCCCCUCUAAUGUUUUAUGUUAAAGAAUUAAGUCGGAUGUGCUGGAAUAGUUCCAGCACUUUUACAGUUUAUCACCAUCAAUAAUUGUUGGAAACAAAAGUGCAAAGAGAAAUGAACUGAUGAGAAUGUAUGAUUUGAUUUAAUUUCCAGGCCUAUUAUUAAAAUAUAUUUGCGCCAAA